UUUCAUAUUAAAUAUCUUAUUCUUUCCCUAAAUAUACAUAUCACUAGUCAAGGAAAAAAGAUUUUGAAAGAAGGAGGAGUGCAGAUGACAUCACUGACAACACUUCUCAGUCAUCAUCGUUACCUGUUCCUUUACCACGACACUCUCGUAAUUUCAAAGCAAAAAGGUGCAUGCAGUUAUAAGCUGAAGGAAAAACUGCGUCUGAAUCGUGUAUGGGUGGCAUCGUCGAACUCGGCAGACUCCUUCCUGAUCGGAUGGCCGUUUUGUAAUUACCUUGUGCAUUUCAGGAGUCGUAGCGAAAAAGAGGAAUGGUACGAGUUGUUCUCCUAUUGUGUUCAACAGUGCCUUCGACCACUUUCGACCACAAUUGCAAUGGACAUUAACGUGCGAGGAAGGAAGCAGGUGAUUCGUCGUCGCAUCGACAAUGGCAAAAAAAGUGGUGAGCUGGUAAUGGAGACAGCGGCCGACCUUGGGUUGUCACACACUUCUUACGAACUGAGGCUUGUCGUCGGAGAGGGAUCGGGAAAAACUUUACAAGGACCGGAGAACGUAUAUGUUGUCAUAAUGAGUGAGAUUGAAAGACAAGGCAUACGGCUGUCGGAUAGCCAGCGGCAGUCGUUGGAUGCUUGCCCGAUCGCUAACGCUCGGCUGAUCCUUUCGAACAUCAAAUCAUCGAAGAGUUCGUCACCUAUGCAGAUCGUGAACAAUAUAAAGAAACGUGUACUGCAACGUAGUGAUUCUCGUGGGAUAUUUGGACGUGAAUUAGAUGGUCCCACUCCUCCACAACCGGUCAUGAGUAUUGUCGACCAUCUGAGGAUGCAUGGCUAUGACAUGGAAGGAGUGUUCAGAAAAUCUCCAAAGCAGAGUACUCUAAGAGAAUGCCGGUCAGAAAUCGAACGUGGACUCGUUCCCGACUACAAAAAGUAUGGAACACACGUGCUCGCAUCUGUUUUAAAAGACUAUCUAAGAAGCAUCCCGGGUAAAAUAUUGCUCAGCGGCAACUACGAUCUGUGGAUCAAAGAGGUGGUGGACGAGGCAGACCAUGAGAAAAAGGUUCGAACACUUCUGGGAAUUCUGCCCAAAGCACAUGCCAUUCUGCUCACCAACGUACUCAAGCUGCUCAACAAAAUAGCCAGUUCUCCCAGUUCUAAGAUGACUGCAUCGGCGUUGUCAGUAUGUCUGGCACCAAGCUUUCUGGAAACUCAAUCAUCUGAUCCGCUGGAAAGUGGCAAGAAGAUCCCAUUACUGGUCGAGUUCUUGAUCUUGAAUGCAUCAGAAGUGAUGCCACCGGGAUUCAAUUCCGACAAUAUCUUCUCCAUCUUGAAUUCAGUUGAUCAUAAUGCCAAUCACUUAUGCAGCCCUGAACCGACAUGUUCCGACGAUGAGGGCUCGCAGCGAACUCCGAUCAUCGAAGAAGUUGACGGAGGUAGGCAUCACAGUAUUCAAUGGGCUCAUGAUUGUCGCGACAGAAUAUUCUUUUUCAGAUCAGUUGCUGUCCUCGAGAAGAAAAGUUUAUUUCAGGAAGAACCACCUUCGCGAAAAGAGUCACGAGAAGAAGCUACUCAGACGCCUGACUGUGGUCUACCACGAAUCGGCGAUUGCCACUCCCGUUUCCCUGCAUUUCGCGGAUCUGUCACACAUUCUCAGGAAGUUGCUGAUGCAAUCGUUGAGCCCCAGUUGCGUGCGCCCUCAAAAGAAGGAAAUCACGUACCGUCCCAAGAGCCGAUCCUUCGAACUAUAACAGGUAAUGGUGAACUCAGGUCUUCAAUAGCUUUUGUUUAUCUAUUGCAAUCGUCCUGUCUUUGUGAGUUAGGAAUGAAAAUUCAGUACGAUGUUUCCGUUUAUGACAGAAUCCUAUACAUUCGAAUACACAACUCUCCACCCACCACGUAUACGACAGCUGCAUCAGUGAAAUCUGUACGACGCGCUGACGCUUGCGUGGGCAUGGAUUCACUGGAAAUCAAUUGGAGUGUACGACAACUGAAAACUCUGUUCCAAGAUAAGCGAGCUCCCUCCAUUAAUACUGACUACACAACAAGUUAA
Molecule: messenger RNA, 2043 nt
Organism: Haemonchus placei
Lineage: Eukaryota; Metazoa; Nematoda; Chromadorea; Rhabditida; Trichostrongylidae
Source: the annotation of a GenBank genome assembly